AUGGAAUCAAGCAAAGCAAAGCUUGAUGCAAAGCUUUGGCAUAAGAUUAAGAGGGAUUAUGGUCCUUUUAGUAAAGAGUUAAGUGCUGGCUUUUUGAGUCAGUACGGAACACUUUGCAUGCGUGAAAAUCCUGGAUGUCUGUUCAUUGCAACAAACCGCGAUGCUGUUACUCAUCUCACGGAUGCUCAAGAAUGGGCACGUGGGGGAUCUAUGGUUGGUGCUCUUAGUGGAUCUGCACAACGUGAGCCGCUGGUGGUUGGAAAGCCCUCCACUUUCAUGAUGGACUACUUAGCUAACAAAUUUGGAAUUCAGAAGUCACAGAUUUGCAUGGUUGGGGACAGAUUAGACACCGAUAUUUUGUUUGGACAAAAUGGUGGCUGCAAAACUCUUCUUGUGCUGUCAGGGGUAACCUCAUUGGCCAUGCUUCAAAAUCCUAACAACAACAUACAACCAGACUUCUAUACGAACAAAAUUUCAGAUUUUCUUUCCCUGAAAGCUGCACCUGUAUGAUCGUUUCAUGGAAUUGUCUCCUGUUCCAUGCGGCAAACGAUUUUUUAACAAAUAUUUAUUAUCUUCACUUA
This is a messenger RNA of Neltuma alba, 581 nucleotides long. RefSeq names its product phosphoglycolate phosphatase 1B, chloroplastic-like. Bases 1 to 510 code for a protein of 169 amino acids. Gene Ontology annotation, molecular function: phosphatase activity. Lineage: Eukaryota; Viridiplantae; Streptophyta; Magnoliopsida; Fabales; Fabaceae. The record is from RefSeq and is a predicted model, not a curated record. The transcript has 6 exons. Gene Ontology annotation, cellular component: cytoplasm.